CCCGUGCGUUCCUCCUUCCCGCCGCUCGCGGGACCUCGCUUCGCUUCUCCCCCCUUGCGCUCACCGCUCUGUUAAAUGUGUUAAAUGCCACGUUUGCGAGGCGCGCUGCGAGUUUAUUUCCUGGAAAAGCAGUUUUCCCUUCACUCUUUUGGAGGAAAGAAGGAGUCAACAACAACAAAAAAGAAAAAUAGGGAGAAACUUUCAUAGCGGGGUCACUGCCUGAUGUCCCCAGCGCGGGAGAGGAGGGUGCGCUUCUCGGUGACACCCGCGGGUCGGGAAGGAGUUAACUGCUGCCCGAGAGCCGCGGGGAGAAUGCGGGCGGGGAGGUGCCAGUGAAAGUGGCUGCGAGGAGUGAGUGAAUGGGGCUGGGAAAGUUUUAGAAAUGCUUCCUUAGGUAUUUGACAGCGUGUUCCGCUCGCUCAUAAAUUUGGGUUGAAAGCGAGUUGCUACUCAAACACUGCAGCCUUCGGGUUUUUAGGUUUUGUUGUUUUUUUGCCUUUUUUUUUUUUUAACUUAGAUUUUCCACAAAUUAGCAGAUCAAGAGAGAUUGAGAAAAUGUCUCUGAGUCUCUGAAUACACAUGUGUGUUAAGUAAGCCUUCUUUUGAGGCGUGGCCAAAGCCUUCUAAAUCCUUAAUUAAGGGCAGCUUGAGUCUGGGAGCUUUAUUACGCUGCGCUGCUGACAGCCGAGGUUAAACUUUGCUGCUAUCUCUGCGCUCGCAGUUACGCAAGAGCCGUGCAACUUUUGAAAUCAGGGAGCCAGAGUUCCGAGGGCAGCCCUUGAAAUGCCGCUUCCUUAAGGGAAGGGCUCUUGGGUAGGGAAUGGGGAGUCUUGCAGAGUCGGAUGGUUUUGAAGUAGGUUUGUCAAUGGGUUCCUUGCUCCGUGGCUUGGAGUAACCCCUUGUCAGGCUGCCCUGAGAGUUUUUGCACAGAUCAGCUCAUGAUGCUAUUUUUUUCCCGUGCAGAAGAAGAACAAGAAGAAGAUGAGGAAAUCGAUGUCGUUACAUUAGCUGAAGCAAACGAGUCUGAAUCCAGCACAGAGUCCUGCACAGAAGCAUCAGAGGAGCACUGUAAGCCCCACCACAGUCCGCUGGUCCUCAAGCGGUGUCACGUCAACAUCCACCAGCACAACUACGCUGCUCCUCCCUCCACCAAGGUGGAAUACCCAGCCGCCAAGAGGCUAAAGUUGGACAGUGGCAGGGUCCUCAAACAGAUCAGCAACAACCGAAAAUGCUCCAGUCCCCGCACGUCAGACUCAGAGGAGAACGACAAGAGGCGAACGCACAACGUCUUGGAGCGUCAGCGAAGGAAUGAGCUGAAGCUGAGUUUCUUUGCCUUACGUGACCAGAUACCUGAGGUGGCCAACAACGAGAAGGCGCCCAAGGUUGUCAUCCUGAAAAAAGCCACGGAGUACGUUCUGUCCAUCCAAUCGGACGAGCACAGACUGAUCGCAGAGAAAGAGCAGUUGAGGCGGAGGAGAGAACAGUUGAAACACAAACUUGAGCAGCUAAGGAACUCUCGUGCAUAGGAACUCUUGGACAUCACUUAGAAUACCCCAAACUAGACUGAGACUAUGAUAAAAUAUUAGUGUUUCUAAUAUCACUCAUGAACUACACCAGUCCAUCGAGAAUGGAACUAUUGCAACUGCAUGCUGUGCGACUUAACUUGAGACUACACAACCUUGGCUGAAUCUCCAAACGGUUUGGCCAGAACCUCAAAACUGCCUCAUAAUUGAUACUUUGGGCAUAAGGGAUGAUGGGACAUUCUUCAUGCUUGGGGACGAACUCUUCAACUUUUUUUCUUUUAAAAUUUUGUAUUUAAGGCAUUUUUUCUUAAGAGAAUUCCAAAAAGAGUUGUCCCCAGAUUGCUGUAAAUAUUUACACAUCUUCUUGCCAUGUAAAUACCUUUAAUAAAGUCUUUAUAGAAAAAUGUGCAACAUUAAUACACAACAGUUGUGGCAACUGGAUUUAUACUUGUCUUGAACUUGUGUGCCAUAACAUUUCACAAUUUUGUUUUUUAUUUAAAUACAUUUUUUUCUUUUAAAAAUGAUUUUUAUUUUGUUUUUAGAUAAAUAAAUAUUUGCCCAAAAUAUAAUUAGUUAAA
This is a messenger RNA of Lagopus leucura (white-tailed ptarmigan), 2101 nucleotides long. RefSeq names its product MYC proto-oncogene, bHLH transcription factor (gene MYC). Gene Ontology annotation, molecular function: RNA polymerase II cis-regulatory region sequence-specific DNA binding; protein dimerization activity; DNA-binding transcription factor activity, RNA polymerase II-specific. The record is from RefSeq and is a predicted model, not a curated record. Gene Ontology annotation, biological process: positive regulation of cell population proliferation; regulation of transcription by RNA polymerase II. The transcript has a single exon. The coding region runs from base 939 to 1526 and encodes 195 amino acids. Lineage: Eukaryota; Metazoa; Chordata; Aves; Galliformes; Phasianidae.